Messenger RNA from Hippocampus zosterae (dwarf seahorse), 3136 nucleotides. It is a transcript of the gene trpc4apa, whose product is annotated as transient receptor potential cation channel, subfamily C, member 4 associated protein a. Gene Ontology annotation, biological process: ubiquitin-dependent protein catabolic process. Bases 44 to 2449 code for a protein of 801 amino acids. The transcript has 17 exons. Gene Ontology annotation, molecular function: phosphatase binding. NCBI's taxonomy places the organism in Eukaryota, Metazoa, Chordata, Actinopteri, Syngnathiformes, Syngnathidae. The record is from RefSeq and is a predicted model, not a curated record. Gene Ontology annotation, cellular component: Cul4A-RING E3 ubiquitin ligase complex.
AUCCACUUCCUGUCUGGGCAGCUCACUUCAGGAAGAAGAAAGAAUGGCGACGCUCAAAGCGUCCGAGACUCAAAGCACGGGGGCAAAACAAAGACUUUGCAAAAGUAAUAUCGUGUUCAAGUUCACGGAAAGUAAAAUCACAGGGCAGACGUUUAGUCGCGGGACACAGCUUCCGGUGGGUCUCCUCCAGGAGCGAGACAAGCGGGCCAAGUGGCAAGGCAUUCCCACUUUGCUCCAGAAGCUCUACCUGAGCAGUCAUCCCAACAGUGACCUUUCGCAUGCCCAUGGCCUCAUUAAGGUGCUGUCGUCCCAGCUGUCCAUGGAGGCCAUGUCCUUUGUCACAGAGGAGAGGAAGUCUGCCCAGGAAUCCACCUUCCCCAACACGCACACCUUUGACCUCUUCGGCGGCGUCCGCCUGCUCGUCGAGCUCUUGAUGAGACCCACGCUAACGAUGCAGAAGAAAAAGCCCAAAAUGCACGACGAUUUGGUGAAAGACUGCCUGAGCGUUCUCUACAAUUGCUGCAUCUGCACGGAGUGGGUGACGAGGAGUCUGGCCGCGAGGGACGACUUUGUUCUGUUCCUUUUCACGCUCAUGACAAACAAGAAGACCUUCCUCCAGACCGCAACGCUCAUCGAAGACCUACUCGGCGUUAAGAAGGAGAUGAUCCAUUUAGAGAGCAUCCCCGACCUGUCGGGCCUGGUCCAGAGCUUCGACCAGCAACAGCUGGCCAACUUCUGCCGCAUCCUGUCGGUCACCAUCUCCGAACCCGACUCGGGCAACGACGACAAGCACACGCUGCUGGCCAAAAACGCCCAGCAGAAACGAAACUCGGGCCCCUCGCCGGCGGAGGUCAAUCAAGUGGCCUUGCUGAACAUCCCCGGAUUCGUGGAGCGCCUGUGCAAGCUGGCCACCAGGAAGGUGACGGAGGCGGCGGGGGCCAACUUCCUGCAGGAGCUGGAGGAGUGGUACACGUGGCUGGACAGUGCCCUGGUGCUGGACGCGCUCAUGCAGAUGGCCACCGAGGAGGCGGAACAGAGCGGCGCAGGCGAGGAGGCGCCGCCCGCUUUGCGCUCCUUCGCGUUCGCCCGCCGAGCCGCCCGCAAACUUUUGUCCGCUCGCUCCUCAGAGUCGUCGGACGAAAGCUCGCUGGCCGCCAGCCCGCUGAGGCAUCGUCUGCACCCCUCCAUGAAAAUUGUCCACGAGAUCAUGUACAAGGUGGAGGUGCUCUACGUGCUGUGCGUGCUGCUCAUGGGCCGACAGAGGAACCAGGUCCACAAGAUGCUGGCCGAGUUUCGCCUCAUCCCGGGUCUCAAUAACCUCUUUGACAAGCUCAUCUGGAGGAAAUUGACGCUGUCCACCCACGUGGUGCACGGCCAGAACGAGAACUGCGACUGCAGCCCGGAAAUCUCCUUCAAAAUCCAGUUUUUGCGUCUCCUUCAAAGUUUCAGCGACCACCACGAGAACAAGUACCUCCUGCUGAACAGCCAGGAGCUGAACGAGCUGAGCGCCAUCUCGGUGAAGGCCGACAUUCCCGAGGUGGAGGCGCUGGUCAACACCGACCGGAGUCUGGUGUGCGACGGCAAGAAGGGCCUCCUCACGCGCCUGCUGGCCGUCAUGAAGAAGGAGCCGCCCGACUCCUCCUUCAGAUUCUGGCAGGCGAGGGCGGUGGAGAGUUUCCUGAGAGGAGCCACUUCCUACGCCGACCAAAUGUUUCUCCUGAAGAGAGGACUGCUGGAGCACAUCCUCUUCUGCAUCAUAGACAGCGGCUGCACCUCCCGAGAUGUUUUGCAGAGCUACUUCGAUCUGCUCGGCGAGCUCAUGAAGUUUAACAUCGACGCCUUCAAAAGGUUCAACAAAUACGUCAACACGCCGGAGAAGUUCCAGACUUUCCUGACCCAGAUCAACAGCUCCUUGGUAGACUCCAACAUGUUGGUGCGCUGCAUCGUGCUGUCCUUGGACCGAUUUCAGAGCCAAAGCGAGGACGUGAAAGUGGUGGAGGUGCUGUCGGAGUGCCGGCUGCUGUCCUACAUGGCCCGGAUGGAGAAGCGACUGGCCUUCCUCUUCCGGCUGGUCAACAUCAUCAACGUGCAGACGCUGACGCAGGAGAACGUGAGCUGUUUGAACACCAGUCUGGUCAUCCUCAUGCUGGCCCGCAGGAAGGCCAAAUUGCCCUUCUACCUGAGCGCCUUGCGCGACAAGGAGCACGCCGACAAGUACCCCGGCUGUCUGCUCAACAACUUCCGCAACCUGCUGCGCUUCUGGCAGUGUCACUACCUCAACAAGGACAAAGACAGCACCUGUCUGGAGAAUAGCUCGUGUAUCCCCUUCAGCUACUGGAAGGAGACGGUGUCGGUCUUACUGGGCUCAGACAGGACUUCCCUGUGCGCCAUAGCCAGCUACAUCGACGAGCCCUUUAUGGAUCUGGACCGAGAUCUGCUGGAAGAUUGACCGCGGGCCGGCGCACGCCGCGGUUCGCUCGGGAGAGCCGGCCCCGCGCUCGCCUCGUCGCGCCCGCGCCCGACCUCGCUUUGGACUCCUCCGCGUUGAGCCGGCGGGACGCUCGCCCGUUUGCGCCGCCCCGACAUUGAGGCCGAAACCCGGCUGCCGUCCGGUCUCCGCCAAGGAAGGCGGGCCGCGCCCUGGCGGUUGACGGACCUUUGACGCCUGCAUUGAUUGUUUGCUUUAGCCGGGACGCACACAAAAACAAGAGCCUUUUUUUGUUGUUUUUUUACAUGAAAUCUUUACAAAAUGUUCUGAAAAAGUUGCAUUCACUUUUUCACCCCGAAAUGGUGUCGCAUGGCCGCCUUGACCCCCACCACCAGCCAGCUGCAACAUCUCGGUACACCUGCGCGGCCUCGCGGGGAGACUGCAAGUCUGGUCAGCGGGCAACAUCUUCAUUUCCUCCGCCUCUGGUCGCCGGCCGAUGAUUGGUGCCGACUGCCCCGACCGGCGCGUUUGCUUUGCAACAAUCCGCCGUUCUGUCGAAGCUCCUUGGAGGGACUCUUUUUGUUUGUUUGGUUUAAUUCGGUGGCUUUUAGCUCUGGUUAAAAUGUAGAUUGAAACGUUGCACAGAUGUUCUUAUUGAUUGUCGCAAGCCAUUUUUGUUGAUUAAAGAUUUUCUUCGUUGGAACAAAA